Castor canadensis (American beaver) is the source of this 442-nucleotide messenger RNA. RefSeq names its product ribosomal protein L36 (gene Rpl36). Gene Ontology annotation, cellular component: ribosome. The record is from RefSeq and is a predicted model, not a curated record. Gene Ontology annotation, molecular function: structural constituent of ribosome. NCBI's taxonomy places the organism in Eukaryota, Metazoa, Chordata, Mammalia, Rodentia, Castoridae. Gene Ontology annotation, biological process: translation.
CUCGGAUGGGAGUAAAUAUCCCAGAGUUCCGCGCGGUCCUGGUCCUUCCGCCCCAGAAGCCAUUGAAGACCGGCAGCCAUGGCUCUGCGCUACCCCAUGGCCGUGGGGCUCAACAAGGGCCACAAAGUGACUAAGAACGUGAGCAAGCCGAGGCACAGCCGGCGCCGCGGGCGCCUCACCAAGCACACCAAGUUCGUGCGGGACAUGAUCCGGGAGGUGUGCGGCUUUGCGCCCUACGAGCGGCGCGCCAUGGAGCUGCUCAAGGUCUCCAAGGACAAGCGGGCCCUCAAGUUCAUCAAGAAAAGGGUGGGGACGCAUAUCCGCGCCAAGAGGAAGCGCGAGGAGCUGAGCAACGUGCUGGCCGCCAUGAGGAAGGCAGCGGCCAAGAAGGACUGAGCCCUCACCCCCGAUGUCCCCACAAUAAAUGUCUCCGUUCACAUCA